ACUACGGGACCAAAGACUUAUUUUGCGAAAAUAGUCAAACUGUGAACAUGGGGAAAGUGCAUUCCUAGGACUGUCCGUUAGUGAGUCUCAUAUUUCUGAAACGAGCGUACGUUUCCCGACGGAUUCACAUGGUGUCGAUUUAAUUAUACUAUCGAAUUAAAUAAAUAUAAAAAAGCGAACACUUUAUGCCAUGGCUAAUAAUUCGUUCCGAUUUUUUUUGCGCGCGAAUUUUUUCCAAAUGAUAAGGUGAACCUCAGUCAUCACCUUCAUCAUUGUUUUUCUUCAAUUGUUUCGGUGUGUGUUAAAUUGUUUCUGGCGUGAUUUGAAACCUACGUAGAGAACCGUGUGGUGAAGAAUGAUUUGUUUUGGACCAAACUAACGUCCUUACAGUGUUAUAACUCAGUGAAUGGAAUAACGGUGAGAAUCCUAAUUAUAUUUUGAUAAUGAGUUAUAAGGUACCAAGUAUGAAUUAUGUAACAUUGAAUAAUUGACGGUUUUUCGAUACCUACCGACCGCCUGCCUACCUCCAUCAACACUUCGUAAUGCUGCAACAGACGCCCACCUGCAAAUAAUGUGAACUAGCUUUGAAUAACCUGCCUCCGGCCUCCACCUUCUCAAAUUUCGUGAGCAGAGUCUCUCUCCUAUAAGAACGAACGUUAAAAGAAACGAGCAAUGAUUCGUACAAGUCUCUUGGUACUUUUACUUUUGAGUGCGUGUAAGGCUUUCAAUAUUCUGGUCUUCUAUCCUUGUCCUGGCUACAGUCAUCAACGGGGAAUUCUAGCCCUGACGGAGAGGCUGGUUAAAGAUGGUCAUAAACUUUUUGUUAUGAGUCCAAAUGCUGUGCCCGGUCUGGAAGAACAUACAAAUUACACCUACGUUGACUUUUCGUUUUCGUACCAGUACUUCACAGAUGACAAAAAAGCGGAUGAUAGCGAGUUGGUGAAUGUGCAGAGACCAGUGUCUAAAUGGAAACUUCCUGAGUUAUGGCCUGCAUUGCCGAUGUCGCACGGAAGCAGCUUAUGAGUGAGGCAUUUUUGCAGUUCAAUCGGCGCGUGAAGUCAGACAAAAUCACAUUCGACCUUAUAAUCAUCGAGACGCUCUACAUCCCGUACGCGUGUAUAUUAGCCAAGGAGUUCUCUGAAUCUGCGCCGAUUAUUUCUAUGUCUUCUAUAACGACGGACUUCGUGGCGGAGGAUCAUCUCGGAAGCAUAAUGCACCUAUCCUUCCAGCCUUCACGGAGCUACACGAAUCGGAUGAGUCUGUGGCAGAAAUUGGACAAUUGGGUUACCCAUUACUACAUAGUGCCUGAACUGAAGAAACAAAUGGGUAUCGCAACGCGCAGGUAUUGCAAGGACGUCUACGGCCCUGAAUAUGAAAGUAUUGUAGGUGGCUGCGAAUGGCAGUCGAAGAUCAGUCUUUCGUUGAUCACAUCCAACCCGAUCUAUUUUUAUCCUCGACUUCUAGGUCCCAACGUCAUCGAAGUUGGUCCACUACAUAUCAAGCAAUCAGAAAAACUACCGCAGAAUUUACAAAAAUGGCUUGACGACGCCAAAACUGGUGUGAUAUACUUCAGUCUUGGGAGCAACGUAAGAAGUAAAUCAUUGCCUGAAAAUGUGCUGGCCAACUUUUUGAGGUGUUUUAGAGAGCUGCAGCCACAAGGUUACCGAGUUUUGUGGAAAUGGGAGCUGGACGGAGAAAUUCCGGGACAAUCCAGCAAUAUCCUCGCCCAAAAAUGGAUUCCACAAGAAAGUGUUUUAGCUCACCCAGAGGUGAAAAUCUUCAUCAUGCAAGGUGGACUCCAAAGUUUCCAGGAGACAGUGCACUAUGGUACUCCAAUAGUGGGGAUCCCUUGGUUUGGAGACCAAGAGGUUAACGUCAAUAAAAUAGUGGACGCAGAAAUCGGAGUGCGACUGCUCCCAAGCGAUCUCGACUCAUACGAGAGGGUCAAAACCGCUAUCGGAACUGUGCUUUUUAAUGAAAAAUAUUUCAUGAACAUGAAGAGACUUUCAGCCAUAUCGCAUGACUUCACCGCUCGAGGAAUGGACCAAGCGGUAUUUUGGGUAGAGCACGUCGCUAAACACGGUGGGGCAUCUCACUUAAGGCCUUCGACUGCCGAUGCCACUCUUUUUGAGUACUUUUGCCUGGGCAUUAUUGCAGUGAUAUUUCUUUUUAGUUUUCUGUUCUUUUACUUUUUACGCAUUCUACUUCAAUUCAUUUCCUCUAAAGUUAGUAAGGCAUUCGAAAAUAAACUGAAAUCGUCGUAAGCGUUUGCUUUCAUUUAUA
This is a messenger RNA of Bemisia tabaci, 2283 nucleotides long. NCBI's taxonomy places the organism in Eukaryota, Metazoa, Arthropoda, Insecta, Hemiptera, Aleyrodidae. The record is from RefSeq and is a predicted model, not a curated record.